Molecule: messenger RNA, 2177 nt
Organism: Pelobates fuscus (common spadefoot toad)
Lineage: Eukaryota; Metazoa; Chordata; Amphibia; Anura; Pelobatidae
Product: interferon alpha/beta receptor 1-like
Exons: 12
Coding region: 29-1720 (563 amino acids)
Biological process (GO): cytokine-mediated signaling pathway
Cellular component (GO): plasma membrane
Molecular function (GO): cytokine receptor activity; protein binding
Source: RefSeq, a predicted model, not a curated record
GUGCUGGACAGCCGGACCGGCACCGGGCAUGGGGGAGCAGGACGGACCGGGGGUCGGGCUCUCCCGAUUAUUACUGCUCGGGCUGCUGCUGGCCGUGCUCGCUGUGGGGGUAACAGGUCAGGAAAGUCUGGAACCCCCUUCAAAUAUUUGGAUCACUAAAACUGGCAACAACUUUAAUAUGGCUUGGGACUGGAGCAGUUUCAGAAAUGAGGAUGGAUCUGAUGUGACCUUCUCUGUCUUUUCCCUAAAGUUUGGUAGACUCCCAGGCAUACAGUGGAGAAAUGUUCCUGGAUGCCUUCACAUUAAGGUGCAACGUUGCGACAUCAAUUUGAAUCCACUCUUGAAUUAUAGCGUGCGUGUCCGAUCUGAAAUUGCUGGAAAACAUUCUGCAUGGUCGAGCAUAGUGCCGCUUUCACCAAGCUCAAUUGGUAAGCAAGCUGUAUUUGUUUUUAAACCCAUGUUCAUAAUGCGAUUCUCGUGCUAUUCUCCAUUUGCUGUAUCUGUGACAUUAAUUCAUGGAAGGGUAAUGGUCACCGUGUCCGAUCCAUCAAGUGUCUACAAAUCACUGGCUGACAAUGAGGACAUCAUUUUUAACCUGAGCAUCUGGAAAAUGAAUUCCAAAGAAGUGAAGACUCAUACGUUUUCUUAUCCUGAAUUUGAAGUUAAGGAUCUUGCUCCUAGCACUCCCUAUUGUUUGAAAGUACUGUUGAUUGACACCCAGCGAAGUACAUCUGGAACUUUCAGCCAUGAGAAAUGUUUUGAAACCGAAAAAUCACAAAUUGUUAUGUUGAGAAUGCAGGCAUUGGACACAAACUUCACAUUAAAAUGGGACUACAAUUGCAAAGAGGAUCCAAAUGUCACUUUUUCAGUACUAAUCAGGCGUUUAGACACCUGGUCUGUAUAUGAAGGAUGUGCAAAUAUAUCCCAGAUGGAAUGUCAGUUAUUGGGCUUAAGCAUGCAUGGAACCUAUGACUUCCGCGUAUCAGUAGAUGAUGGCAAAGGAAAUCGGAAUUUAUCCAAUACCUUGACAUUUAAACCCUUAGAUCACACUGUGAUUGGUCCCCCAACUCGUUUGAAGCUGAACUUGUCAAAUUACACUCUUAAAAUGAUGGCAUCUGAUCCAGAAGGAUUUAGUAAAGAAGAGCUUCGUGUGGCAUGUAAGCCAUCCUACCACGCUGUACUGUGGAAAAAAUCAUCAGACACACAGAAAGAAAAUUUUAAAGAAGAAAUGCCAUUUUUUACAGUGGAAAACUUGGAACCAUCGACCAUCUAUUGUGUUACAAUGCGAGUUGUUUGUUUCUAUGACAAUAGAACAGGCUUGUUCAGUGAGCCCCACUGUAUUACAACAGACCCUGAUUACUUGGCUUUUUGGAAAACGUGGGGAAUAUUGUUUAUCCUCCUGGGAUUAAUAAUCAUUUCAGUCUUAGUUUACGUCUGUAUUUGCCCUUUCCAAAGAUACAUUAAGUAUACAUUCUACCCUUCAGGCAAACUUCCUUUGUGUAUUGGAAAGGAUAUCCCUGACUCGCCAUUCAACACAACGAACAAUGUUUUAUUAUUGCAUGAAGAAGAGAUAACAGACAUAUGCUUCAUAACUGCACAAGAAGAAGAGGUCGAAGAGUUUGACAAAUAUGAAAAGAUAUCUGAUGAGAGCUGUAGAGAUUCGGGAAACUAUUCGAAUGAGGAAGGAAACCACUGGAAACCAGAUCUGUGCACUAGCUGAACUCUGCUCUACAAAUAUUAUCCUGCACACCAUUACAGUUCAUAACUGACUGUAGAGAACCUGUUUUGCAUCCCUUUGAGGAUGAAUGACUUGCCACACUUGAUCUGGAGAGGGAUUGACAUAACCUCUAAUACCUAAGGAGGGAAGCAUUUUGUUUAUGUAUAUUUGGACUAGUCUCAGACGAGACUCUUCCACUGUCCUUGUAAAAAGACCAGCAGUGCUUGUUUUAACCUUGUGACUGCCUGGAGCAGUGUGAAAAACAUCCUGCUGUGAGACUGCUUCAAACACCACUAGGUGAAUGUUACCUGACAUCUUCUGAAUGCACCUAGAUGCAUACGGUGUCUGUUUUAGAGGGUUUGACUGGAGUGACUUUUUAAGUGGCAUUAUCACUCACUGGUGGUUAUUCAUGCACUUACCUUAUUUAUUUUUUCAACCAAAGUGUUUUGGUUUUUUUUGG